GUUCGCUCUUCCGCAGUCUUCCGCCCCUCGGGCUCCAUCUCCAUUUCUUACACCUUGUUCGACAUUCCUUUUCCAUGGUAUGUGAGGAGAUAAAAGUCGAAACGCAGCAAACUCAAAAGAUACGGUGGCAUUACUGAACGCUAUGAAUAUCUCAACGCAAAGAACUCAUCCAUCAGCAAAGCGAGCCGAAGCUCCAGAUCCCAUAAUCCAUGGACUGGCUACGAGAGCGACGUCGGACAUGAAGCUGAAGAAUAUAAUGAGCAUUGUUGCUGCCGGGAAAGCAACGCAGGACCAGCUUAGGUAUUUCCAAGGUCACAUCGAGGAGUUGAAAGUGCUGCAGAGUCUAAAGACUGAAGAGGAGAGGGGAGGUUCACCAACGUUGUCUGGCCAUGACUCGUAUGGUGGCAUUGCAGACCAUGCGACACUCACUUCCUUGAACGGCGAAGAUCAGGAUGUUGAAGACGCUCAGGAAUCGCCGAGUCCGUCUGAUGAUGACGCCGAUACUGAACUAUCUGACCAUUCUCUUGGACACCCGAAUCAUGAAUCUGCUGAAACGGAUAAGACUGCGCCACCGAAAGAGCAUCUCGUUAUUUCCGAAUUGGCUCGACGAGCGCAAUCAGACAUGACUUUCAGACGUCUAUUGAAGACUGUCGCUGCCGGAAAAGCAACGCAGCACCAGCUUGUGUAUUUCCAAAAUCACAUUGAUAAGUUAAACCAUUUAUUUGACGAGACCACCGCCGAUACUACCCUCACUACCAUAUCGGCGGAGCCUUCAUCGUCUUCCAUUCCGGGAGGAGUCACACAGAACUGAACUUCUUCUGAAAGUGUGCAAUGUUUACAUGAAGAUUUCUGCCGUUGGCGCUCAUAGCCAACUUCGAACCUGGUAUCUAGGCUAGAGCUGCUCUCACCUGGUAUAAAAGAUAUGGCCAUUCACUGACGGUAACAUGAGUCUUUGCAACGACCUUCGCUAAGAUCUUUGGGAUGAUCGAAAGAGGUUUUCCCCUGGCCCGUAUAACUCAUCUUCUAUCAAGCUAGGCUCAGAGUUGGUGGUCUCAAGGCAUUAUGGUAUGUUUGAGAUUCGAGUUGAAGUGCCUCUCUAGGUCGGGUUUACGUGCUGAGCCUGCCUUUCGAGUCUAUUUUGCUGCAAGGGCCCUGUAGCCGACAUGAUUGUCGGAUCUCUAGAUCGCUCUAAAGCUCACCAAAUAUGAUAUCUCCUCCGAACACGCUCUGUAAAGUGCUUAAUCUCUUGAAUGUUACUUCUAUACGACUUCAGGGC
Messenger RNA from Pseudovirgaria hyperparasitica, 1276 nucleotides. RefSeq lists its product as uncharacterized. The transcript is spliced from 2 exons. Gene Ontology annotation, cellular component: Swr1 complex. The record is from RefSeq and is a predicted model, not a curated record. Bases 143 to 811 code for a protein of 222 amino acids. Lineage: Eukaryota; Fungi; Ascomycota; Dothideomycetes; Acrospermales; Acrospermaceae. Gene Ontology annotation, molecular function: ATP-dependent H2AZ histone chaperone activity. Gene Ontology annotation, biological process: chromatin remodeling.